UGCUCGCUGCGCUUCGAGCUGCCCGAGCGCUUCCCGGGGCCCGUGUGCCUCUACUACCAGCUCUCCAACUACUACCAGAACCACCGGCGCUACGGCGUCUCCCGCGACGACCUGCAGCUCAGCGGGGACGCCUCGGGGCUGAGCAGCCCAGCCACGGAGUGCAGCCCCUUCCGCACGGACCCCCAGGGCAUCCCCAUCGCCCCCUGCGGGGCCAUCGCCAACAGCCUCUUCAAUGACACCUUCGCCCUCUACCACCUGGCCAACGGCACCUUCUACCCCGUGCCCCUGGACAACCGAGGCAUCUCCUGGUGGACCGACUCCAACAUCAAGUUCAGCAACCCCGAACUCGUCAAUGGCAGCCUGGAGGCCGCCUUCAAGGGCACAACCAAGCCCCCCAACUGGCCCCAGGCUGCCUACAUGCUGGAUACGGGCAACCCCAACAAUACCGGCUUCAUCAACGAGGACUUCAUCGUGUGGAUGCGCACCGCUGCUCUGCCUACCUUCCGCAAGCUCUACCGCCGCGUGCGUGAGGGCAACUUCUCCUCUGGCCUGCCCCAAGGCACCUACCGCCUCGACAUCACCUACAACUACCCCGUCCUCUCCUUCCAGGGCACCAAGAAGGUCAUCUUCAGCACUGUUUCCUGGAUGGGUGGCAAGAACCCCUUCCUGGGCAUUGUCUACCUGGUCUUUGGCUCCGCCUGCAUCCUCACUGGCUUUGUCAUGCUGGCUGUGCAUAUCAAGUUCCAGAAACAAAACCAGAUGGAUGUGGAAUAGAGAGAUGGAGUCUAAAUGCUGCCAAACUUUGGAUCUGAAGCUCAACUUCCUCCAAACUUUGCUGCUAGCAUCCAGGCCUUAUCCUUCUCUUUCACUGUUAUAAUUCUGAUCUCAGUGAGUUUACUGUCAACUCUCACCAGUGUAAGUGAGAGCAGAAUUGGGCCUUCCAUGUCUGUAAUGGGCUGAAUGAAAACCUCCUUCUCCUUGCCACAAAACUAUGGGAAAGUUCAAAUCUGGUUAAAGCUCCAGACUAGUGAUCAGAGCAUCACUUGGUGUAUAUAUCUGUGCACGUAAAGGAUCACUGUCAGAUUUUCUUUUUGCCUAACACAAUUACCAAUGUUUCUAAUGACACCACAAACUUUUUUUUUUUUUAAGAGUGGAAGAAUUUUAACCUGUUUUUCUUCCUACACUCUUCCUCUGUCUGGGUUUAACUUCUGUUUUUCUAGCCUCUUUCUACGAAUGAAAGUGAAGCUUGCUAGUCUGUUUAUUGAUAGAUUGUAGUCAAUUGCAUAUUCAGUUUACCAUGCAUUAGCAUAAUGGCCUGCUGUUUGAACUGCAAACUUUGCAGCGGAUUGUCUUUAAAAUCUAAUAGUAUAAUUUAAUAAUCUUAACAUUUCCAUUAAGUCUGACAAGAUUUUUACAGGACCUGUAUUUGGGGCCUAAAUUAUUGGUGCCUUUUUCUUUAAAGCAGUAAAAGGGACAUUUGGCAAUAUCUUAGCAAGACCAAAGAUCAGUAAGAGACAAUUUUCACAGUGAUGAGUGCUACCAUAUUGCUUGAGCCCAAGGUGUAAAACACUCACAUAAAGAAGCAUCACUCUGCUGGUCGUUGACUUGCAAUUAGUAGAUGUUUGUGGCUAACAAUCCAAUUGUCAUCUGUUAUAAUUUUAAAAAUACUUUUUUCUUUAAUUUUUGGAGAGUAGGAAUGUAUACUAGUCCUUUAUUGAAAUGGAAAAAAUUGAACUGGAGCUGUCCAAAAGGAUAAACUUUAAGGUUGAUAUUAAUCCUUAGUGAGAGACUAUCUUGUGAGAUACCAGCUGGGUAAAUUGUAACAGUGAUCCAAAGCCAUUUCUCUUCCCUCUUUCCUUCCUCUCACUUGGGGUCAUGCUGGUAGCUGCAGAGAGAGUAGCACCUACCCUGUAUAUAAGUGACUUUAGUCAAUUUUGUUCAGAAGAUACCUAUUGGUAGCGUUGGUGGAGCCCACUUAAUUUCACUUAUCAAGCACUUAUGGCAAAAGGCUCCUUUCUUUCUCUGCUAUAGAUUUAUCUUCCAUUAAAAAGGGUGGGAGGCUCUUACCUUGUCUAUAUGUUCUUUUUCUAAAAGAUAUUGCUAAGAAUGGCAUUAAAUAACUUUGAGACUAGAAACACUUCUUAUAUGGCAAUAAAAAUUGGUCAUCCAUCUUGCUUAUCUAAAACGUAUAACAUAUAAAAUAACUUCAUAAUAUUUUCAACCAAAACAUACCCAAUCAUGUGUUCAAAAACAGUGACCCCAGCUCGGAGAAUAGUCUCAGUUCUCAAAUAUGUAUUUUCUUGAAUGUUUAUAUUUUGUUUCUGUCCUGUGAGGGUUUUUUUCCACCUCUUAAAGAGUUGAGUUGACAACAAGUUAAAGUGAUGGUAGCCUUGGGGAACCAUCACUUGAUAGUGGUUGCUUAUGAGAGGUACUCUGGUUAGCCCUGAUUAGGAUCCCUUAUUAGAUGUCUGAAUGUCUGUGGCAUGUAGAUGAUCUCUAAUUCACAAUGUGUGUAUAUUUGAAAUCUUUGGGCAAGUGGGGAACCUCUUUUUAAUUUUUCAAGUUGGGUAAUUCUUACUCCAGAAAAGUUUCUUCAAACUGAAUUAUAAAUGCAGGCUUAUUACGACUUCAGAAGCAGUAUCUUUUAUACCAGUGCUGUGAACUACAUGUCAGUUGAAACUUGAAAAGCUAUGUAAAGCCUUAACCAAAUUGCUUUUAGUUCUUUGAUAAUGCUUUGAAGUACACAAGUAAUUGUCUGUCUGAGAAAUGACUUUGCAUAUUAAAUGAACGUUUUUUUCAA
Molecule: messenger RNA, 2800 nt
Organism: Terrapene triunguis (Three-toed box turtle)
Lineage: Eukaryota; Metazoa; Chordata; Testudines; Emydidae
Gene: CDC50B
Product: transmembrane protein 30B
Exons: 1
Biological process (GO): phospholipid translocation
Cellular component (GO): Golgi apparatus; endoplasmic reticulum; plasma membrane
Source: RefSeq, a predicted model, not a curated record